Molecule: messenger RNA, 3302 nt
Organism: Camelina sativa (false flax)
Lineage: Eukaryota; Viridiplantae; Streptophyta; Magnoliopsida; Brassicales; Brassicaceae
Product: lysine-specific demethylase JMJ29
Biological process (GO): regulation of transcription by RNA polymerase II
Cellular component (GO): histone deacetylase complex; chromatin
Molecular function (GO): chromatin DNA binding; transcription coregulator activity; histone H3K9 demethylase activity
Source: RefSeq, a predicted model, not a curated record
UUUUCUUUUUUUCCUUUUGGGUUAUGAUAUAAAAAAAAAGGAAAGCAAAGUUUUGUGAGAGAAUCCAUAGUUCUCUUCUCUGAAUUGUUUAAAUCUAUGUCCAAGUAGCUGGAAUCUAGGGUUUAGAUUCGCUCUCGCAGGUGAUUUCAUCGUUGCUGAGAGUUCUUCGAGCUUUGUUCUUUUUUUUUCUCCCAAGAUAACAAUGGAGUUGGAUGACGUUAGUAUCGAGGAAUCUAUAAUAAUGAGUGGUUCGUGGACAGUUAGGAAGAAGAGGAGUAUGAAACCGUUUAAGUCUAGAGGUCUUUUUAGCGGUAGUAGGAGUAGUGGUAAGGAAAAGGUAGCAGUAGAAGAAGAAGAGAGCGGGAGGAGAUUGAGAGUGUAUAGCAGGAAAGGGAAGCAUUCUAGAGGUGGUGAUGGUGGUGGUUCAGCGGUUAGAAGGAGAAAGACAUCUAAAGUAGAAGAGCAAUGUUCUGAAGAUGAUGAUCAUGAUGAUGAUUGCAGAUUAGGUGAGUGGAUGCGAAGGAGAAGCGUGAAACGCAAAGAAGUUAGGCCUAAGGUAGAGUCAGGGGAACGUUCUGAAGAUGAUGAUUGUACAAUUAGUAAAAGGCGAUCUGUAGUCAGUAGAAAAAAGAGAGACAGACGCCAAGUGGAGAUUGAAGAAGAUGAGGAAUGGGAAGAAGAAGUUCUACUGUGUGUGAAGAUCAGGAAAACAUCAUCACGAAGGAGGACUCGUAAUUUAGUUUCUAACAGUACUGAAAACGUUGCUGAUGUUAGUACUUCCAGUUCGCGUUCGCCAGCUUCUGAUGUAUCAGAUCCCCUUCUCAAAAACGGGAUAUCUAUUGACUGCACAAGCGUAAGACAGGAAUCGAAGUCAGGCCCAAUUUGCCAUCAGUGCUUGAAAGGGGAAAGGAUAACUCUUCUCAUUUGCAGUGAAUGUGAAGUGACGAUGUACUGUCUUCAAUGUAUAAGGAAAUGGUAUCCAAAUCUGUCUGAGGAUAAUGUCGUUGAGAAAUGUCCUUUCUGCCGUAACAAUUGUAAUUGCAGCAAAUGCUUGCAUUUGAAUGGUUCAAUUGUGACACCCAAGAGGGAACUCUCGAACUCUGAAAGACGCCAUCAUCUUCAGUACUUGAUUACCUUGAUGCUUCCGUUUCUGAAUAAGUUAUCCAAAUUCCAGAACCAAGAGAUUGAAAUUGAGGCAACGGUUCAAGGAUUACUGCCUUCUGAAGUAGAAAUAACUAAGGCAAUAAGCUACACUGAUGAACGCGUAUACUGUGAUCAUUGUGCAACUUCGAUUGUUGACUUGCACCGGAGCUGCCCAAAGUGCUCUUUUGAACUUUGUUUGAAGUGCUGUCAAGAGAUUCGUGAAGGAUCACUUUCUGAACGCCCUGAAAUGAAGGUAGACUAUGCUGAUAAAGGAUACCAAUAUAUGCAUGGUUUAGAUGCUGCAGUACCGAGCUCCUCUUCCACUUCUGUAGAGGAAGAAGCUAGCCCAUCCAACACCAAGUGGAGCCUUGGUGAUAAUGGAAGCAUCACUUGUCCACCAAACAAGCUAGGUGGUUGUGGUGAUUGUAUAUUAGAGCUUACGAGGAUCCUACCACAGACGUGGAUGUCAGACUUGGAGCACAAAGCAGAGACUUUCUUGGCAUCAUACAAUAUUAGCCCUAGAAUGUUGAUCUGUGAGUGUUCUCCUUUGGAUACUGAGAUGACAAGGAAAGCAGCUUCAAGGACAAAAUCAAGUGACAACUACCUUUUCUGUCCUAAAUCUCUUGAUGUCUUGAAGGAAGAAGAGCUUCUACAUUUUCAAGAGCAUUGGGCAAAAGGUGAACCAGUAAUUGUUAGGGACGCUCUUGAUAACACACCUGGUUUAAGCUGGGAGCCAAUGGUUAUGUGGCGGGCGUUAUGCGAAAACGUGAAUUCACCAGCAAGUUCUAAGAUGUCCCGAGUCAAAGCAAUUGAUUGUUUGGCUAAUUGUGAGGUGGAGAUCAAUACACGUCACUUCUUUGAUGGUUAUAGUAGAGGAAGAACAUAUGAAAACUACUGGCCUGAGAUGUUGAAGCUAAAGGACUGGCCUCCUUCUGACAAGUUUGAAGAUCUUUUACCUCGUCACUGUGACGAGUUCAUAUCCGCAUUACCUUUCCAAGAAUAUAGCGAUCCUAGAACCGGGAUUCUUAACAUCGCAGCAAAGCUUCCGGAAGGACUUAUCAAACCAGAUUUGGGGCCAAAAACUUACAUUGCCUAUGGGAUUCCUGAUGAGCUCGGUAGAGGGGAUUCAGUGACUAAGCUUCACUGUGAUAUGUCAGACGCGGUGAAUAUAUUGACGCAAACUGCUGAAGUAACCCUAAGUCAAGAACAGAUAUCCGCAGUCAAAGUUCUGAAACAGAAACACAAGGAACAAGACAAGUUUGAAGAACAGAGCACUAGAGACUGUAGCGAAAUGGAAGAAGAAUUGAACUUGCCAGAGAUUCUGAGCAGUGAAAAUGAAGAAACUGGCAGUGCUCUUUGGGACAUAUUUAGGAGAGAAGAUGUUCCUAAGUUAGAAGAUUAUCUAAGAAAGCAUUGCAAAGAAUUUAGACACACUUAUUGUUGUCCAGUUACAAAGGUUUAUCAUCCGAUACAUGACCAGACAUGCUAUUUAACCGUAGAGCACAAAAGAAAACUCAAGGCGGAAUUUGGGAUCGAGCCAUGGACAUUUGUGCAAAAGCUAGGUGAAGCGGUAUUUAUUCCUGCGGGUUGUCCGCAUCAAGUUCGGAAUCUGAAGUCGUGUACAAAAGUUGCAGUUGACUUUGUGUCACCAGAGAACAUCCAUGAGUGUCUGCGUCUGACUGAAGAGUUUCGCCAACUUCCCAAGAACCACAAGGCCAGAGAGGACAAACUUGAGAUAAAGAAGAUGGUUAUCUAUGCAAUCGAGCAAGCUCUCAAAGAACUUGAAACAUUACCUGAAGAGACCCGACCGAUGCUCCACUAGUUGAAGACUGCUGUUUGUAAAUGUCCUGUGACCUAAAUAGCUAGCUAGCUAUAGCUAUAUCAGCUCCUUUGUUGUUGUGCAUUAAGCUGCGUACAAUUCUCAGGGUUCCGUAUAGAUGAUAGAAUAAAAAGCCAUGGAGACCUGUCAACUGAAGAUCUGCAUUUGGCAAUUCUCUGUGAUCAGAUUAGCAAAGAGACUUUGUUUGUCAUUAUAUAUGGUUAUCUAUAUACAGGAGAGGAGGUAUAGGCUUUGCUUUAAAAGAACAAUUAUAUUGUAUUUGCGACUAAUACUUUUAUAUUUUUAAUUUUAAACUUGUAACAUUCACAUAAUUUGUUUU